AUGUCUUCAAAUAUUUUAGAUACACUUUAUGCUUAUUUCCUUGAAUUCAAUAACUACCUUAAUUCAUUGCCAACUAUCUACAGAAUUCUUGUUUUAUCAACUGUUGCUUUUGCUUUGGCUUCUUUACAUAUCAAAAUAACUAAUGGUGGAAUGACCCGUCAAGCAAAAAUCCAAAAAAUUGCUAAAGCAAGACAUGAAUUAUCAAAACAAAAUGAACAAAAACAACCAGAUGCUUCAGACACUUUAGAUGAUGCAGCUGCUUCUACUACUUCAACUGAUUUUAACAACAACAAAAUUAAAUCUAAGAAGACCUAA
Ascoidea rubescens DSM 1968 is the source of this 315-nucleotide messenger RNA. RefSeq lists its product as uncharacterized. Lineage: Eukaryota; Fungi; Ascomycota; Saccharomycetes; Ascoideales; Ascoideaceae. The transcript has a single exon. The record is from RefSeq and is a predicted model, not a curated record. The coding region runs from base 1 to 315 and encodes 104 amino acids.